This is a messenger RNA of Mytilus trossulus (common blue mussel), 3339 nucleotides long. Its product is annotated as VWFA and cache domain-containing protein 1-like. The record is from RefSeq and is a predicted model, not a curated record. NCBI's taxonomy places the organism in Eukaryota, Metazoa, Mollusca, Bivalvia, Mytilida, Mytilidae. Bases 1 to 3339 code for a protein of 1112 amino acids. Gene Ontology annotation, cellular component: voltage-gated calcium channel complex. The transcript is spliced from 25 exons. Gene Ontology annotation, molecular function: voltage-gated calcium channel activity.
AUGGAGUCAAGUGAGUUCGCUAUUCUAUACGAAUUGAACAGUAAUGAACACCUACAUGUAGGCUGUAAAUAUCACACAAAUGGCAGGAAAAAGUCGGACUUUAUCAGAAAAGGUAUUACCAUAAUGAAUUCUGUUUUUAUACAAGAGAUACUGAAGAUUUUCAGUACACGAGAUUGGUAUGUGUUCACAGCAUCCCCCAAGAAGAAGAAUGUUGUCAUUGUUGUGGACGAGAGUGGCUCAAUGUCAAUUCCUAAUGGAGGAUUUAAACAUCCGAAUACCACACUCAGAGUUGAUAUAGCAAAAGAUGCAGCAAGAACCGUACUGGAAACAUUCAGUCCCACAGAUCAUGUUGGUGUGGUAGCUUUCAGUAAUGAACCAAGAAGUCCAUCUGGUUGUCUUGGAAGUGAAAUAGCCAGAGCUACAGUGGAGAAUAAGAAAAUCAUCCAUCAGUUCAUUGAUAGUAUCAAACCAAAGAAGGACACUUACUAUGGAAAAGCAUUCAGAUCAGCUUUUAAACUGUUGAGAGAAGCAAAACAUCAGACACCAGAACUGUUUGAGGACUCCCUAGACAUGAUUCUGUUUUUAACAGAUGGAACUCCAUCAGAAUCUAACAUAAACAGUAUUUUAGAAGAGAUCAUUCAAGGACAGGACAGUGUGAACAACACUAUCAAAAUUUUUGUGUAUGGAUUUGGACAAGAGAUCUUGAAUUCCAAGUCCCAAAGCAAAACAGAUUUACUACUGAUGAUUGCUGACCAAAACAACCAGAAUAUGUCUUCCAUGUUUGGAAUAGCAGGCGGCAAACAACUUCAAUGGCCACAACUUUCAAACCUGCCAGACACUUCUAAACCUAUAGGUCCUGUGGGUAAUCUGACCAUUUUACCAGAUGUUGACACAGAACAACUGAGAAAUGUAAUGGGAAGUUAUUAUACAAAGUUCCCUUUGUCACGACAUACAGAUUACAGUAUAAGUUUACCACACAUAGAAGAUGAAUUAGGUCUAGUCACCACACUAGGUAUUCCCACACUUGACAAGGGAGGUAACUUCUUUGGAGUAGCAGGAAUUGAUCUAUCUCUGUUACUUAUGUUUUAUGAAGUGGUACAUUUUAGACAAGGACAACAUGGGUAUGGAUUUGUUGUUGGAAACAAUGGAAAAAUGUUGGUACAUCCCUAUAUGCCCAAUCCUCAGCAGCAGAUGGAGCAGCCCAGAUUCUAUGAUAUUGACCAGAUAGAACCAGUAUUAAGUGAUGAAGCUGUAUUCAACAUAACCAAUGGGUUACCAGGACAUUUCUACUCAAAACUGGCUACAUUCUGUAAAACACCAGACGUUCAAGGAACAAAACCGGCAACAUAUUACUAUAAACCUAUUCUCCGUUUCCGUGGAAAUUAUACCAUUGUCUUGGUGAUAUUUGAUGAGGACAUGGAAGAGUUGAGGGCAGAUGAGGAUAUUGAAAAAGGAGAAUUCCCAAGUUUUAUAUAUCAUCGUAUGGAUCUUUAUGAUAAUGACACACUGAAUAUAGCUGGCUUUUGUACUAGAGAUAACAGUGUUGUGUUAAAAAAUAAUGCUACAGUCAAGUUUGCCCCAAGUGUAUAUUCUAAUCCUGUGAAAAGUUUGGAAUAUGAGCAGAAUAACAAAAAUAGAAGCUAUCCUUUCUAUCAACACUACAGAAAUGCUAGAUUAUUCUCAAAGAAUGCAGAUAUACACCAGUCUGCCUCUAAUGACAUUGUAUUAACUGAUAUAACAGACCAAGUAUGGACACAGGAUGAUAUGAUAUGGAGGUAUUUAGGAACAGAGAACGGGUUUUUUAAGAUUUUUCCUGGAACAAUGUUGUCCGAUAUCCAUUAUGAUCCAAGGGAUGAUGUUUGGUAUAGAAAGGCUGCAGAAAAUCCUGACAAAUAUGUCUUCAUUGACAUGGGAACACCACAACAAAAUACCUCCACUUAUGUUACCAUGGCAAAGGUGUUUUAUCAGACAAGCAAUGGUUCAGUUAGUGGAGUUGUAGCAGCAGAUAUGAGCAAACGUCAGUUUACUACCGUCCUUACAAACAUGAUGACUUCCUGUUUACACUGUUAUAUUCUGGAUGAUGCUGGAUAUGUAAUUGGACAAACUAAUGCAAGCAUGGAUUUGAAAAGGGCACACAUAACACUAGUAGCAGGUCCUGUCAGCUUUCUCUUGAUGAAACAAGGAUUUCUGAAGCCAGAGGUAUGUAUGGAUGCUACUUCUGGAGUGAAAAGGCUGACAUACAGAUUAGAUCUAGGUCAGAAGGGUUCUUCCAUUAGAAAAGUUGGUUGUCACGACUACACCUUGUUGACCAUCAACAAUACAAAUUUGUACCUCUUAAGUUACCAACCAGAUAACUGUUUUUCAUUGGAUGUAGGGACUUGCAAUUGUCAAGAAAAGUGUUUACUGUGUAAUAAUCAGAUGAAUUCUAUGUGUCAGUGCCCAUGUACUUGUGUUAACAGAACAACAGAUAACUGUAAUAGUACCUUUACAAUGACACAAGGAUAUGCUCCAUGUAGAGAAAGUCUGAGACAUUGGAAGACAGUUAAGACUAUUAAUCUUCAUCAGUCAAACGUUACAGAAUGUCAACCACAGUGUCCCUCAUUUCAAACAGAAAAGGAUUGCUUACUUAUGUCAGGAUGUAGUUGGUGUUCUACAGGAUUCUAUAACCACAUCCCUAUAUGUACUAGAUCCUGUCCUCAGGAUAGAAUGGAGAUUAAAAUGACCACACCUUGCCAUAAUUUAACAGAAUACAGCCAUCAAUAUUUAUCAUUAGAAGUACAGAAGUUGUUACUAUCUAAAGUCAAUGAUUCCAAUUUUGACAUCAGUCUGCCCAUGAUAAUACAACAGGAUAUGAUUAAUUUUACCAUUUCAACAAAAGAUAGAACAAGUAUACCAAAUAGUUGGACUGAAAUGCUGUCUAAACCAUUCUACACAAAAGACAACAUUGUGUUUAUAAAUCAAAACAGUAUGAUUGAGUUCACAUUGUUGAGAUUGACACUUGCAUUUGAUAAUGUCAACUUUACCAGAGAACAAGAAACUGAAUUGACCUUGAGAGAGUACAUAGAUGUUCAGGUCAAGGACUUUAUUUUACAAGCUUUGGGUGAUGGAAACAUUACUGUCUCCAAUGUUUGGCCAGAGCAGAAUGAGAUAUCCUGUAUGCUGAAUACUACUAAUAGAACUAGUACAACAAAUAAGGCAGUUUUGAUGCAACAGAUCCAGACAUGGAAUAUAUCAACACUACCUACAAUAGAUGUGUUCGGCAGGCCAUUAUCAUUAGUGAAUACCAGUGUUGAGCAUAGUCACAACACGCUCUGUCAUGUCAACUGCCACCAAAUGUGA